Molecule: messenger RNA, 5982 nt
Organism: Oreochromis niloticus (Nile tilapia)
Lineage: Eukaryota; Metazoa; Chordata; Actinopteri; Cichliformes; Cichlidae
Gene: slc6a13
Product: solute carrier family 6 member 13
Exons: 15
Coding region: 2033-3937 (634 amino acids)
Biological process (GO): nitrogen compound transport; sodium ion transmembrane transport; amino acid transport
Cellular component (GO): cell projection; plasma membrane
Molecular function (GO): gamma-aminobutyric acid:sodium:chloride symporter activity
Source: RefSeq, a predicted model, not a curated record
UAAGCCUGCAGUGCGAGAGCGAAGUGCUCUAAUAGGGUGAUAUGGUACUAUAAGGUCAUUAAGAUAAGAUGGGGCCUGAUUAUUUAAGACCUUGUAUGCGAGGAGCAGGAUUUUGAAUUCUAUUCUGGAUUUACCAGGGAGACAGUGAAGAAAAGCCAAUAUAGGAGAAAUCUGUUCUCUCUUUCUAGUCCCUGUCAGUACUAUUUAAAUCAUUGUAAACAUGUACACAGGUCAUUAGAGAGAUACAACAGUGAGCGUGUACAGUCAUCUGUAUUACAUCGUGGACGUUCUGUCAUGGUUUUGAGGUGCAUCUCAGAAAUGGUGUUAGGGAGCUUGUCAAAAUGAGUGUCAGUGCACUAAAAGUAUAUUUGGAUAGAAAAACACACACUAUGACAUCUUAAGAAAUAGUGCAUACAUGGAUUGGCCUCCCCAAAGCCCUCAAUUAAGAUAAGAUAAGAUAAGAUAACCUCUAUUAGUCCCACACGUGGGAAAUUUGUUGAAUUAUUGAAACAGCAUGAGAUCAUGAGAUAUUGACAGAGAACAGAAUAAGCCCACAACCAAAGAAGAUCUUUUAAUGCCCCUCAAGAUGCCUAAAGAAGUAUUCCUGCAGACUACUUUUGCAGGAAAGUGUGCCUAAAGGUGAUCAUUCCCAAUAUUGACUUUCAAGCUUGUUAGAAUUGUACAAAGUCUGUUAAGCUCUGUGACCUUAUGUACUGCUUUUGCAUGUAUGUUUGCAAGUUUCAACAAGUCUCUGCAACAAUUUUGCAGGAAAGUAUUUUAAGAAAAGGGGUGGCUCAAGACAUUUUCACAGUACACUAGUACACUUUAUACAACAGAUUGAAGAUGGAUAGGCUGAGGAGUAGCUCAGUUCUUCUUAGGCUUCUUGUAGGGUGUAUGUGACUCAAGGAGGCCUGAUUAAAAAAAAUAACUUACAUCAGAAAUCAUGCUUGGGCGGGGCUUUUCCCACUUGUGGGUAUUUUCCGUUCAACGGUUAUUUACAAUUACAGAAUAUACAAAAGAAUCUGAGGCAUAUUUCAGGCCAUGUCUGCACAGGUUUUUAUCGCGUCACGUUUUUACUCAGUGAAAUCCUUUGUGUUCAGAAUCAGAAUCAGAAUACUUUAUUAAUCCCGAAGGAAAUUAGGGAAUAACAUGUCAGGCCACUAUGCCAACAUGUUUUCCUAAAUUUGAUGUUUUCAGUUGUUGUGUUACUUGUGUCCUUAUCAUAUUCCAGAAAAACCAAAAUAUAGCAGUAUUUUAAUUUAACUAAAAAGAUAUCAAGUAAGCGUGAUACAAAGACCAAGAUCAUUUUUAUCCAUGAAUGGGGGGAACUGUACAGCUCCUGAGGAAAGAACACUGUUGUCUAUAAGAUUAUAAUUUUCUUGUUGCAGUUCCUCCUCUGCAAGUUAACAAACUAACACGUUCAUGUUGAAGGUUCUGAUGUAGUGUUUUGGACAAUGAUAAAUGGGUUAUCCAAAAAACUUAAAACCAUUUUAAACCUAUUCACUCAUUUAAGGUUUAAAACUAGUGGGACAAAAUAAUAUAAUUUCAAUAUAUGAUGGGGUAUUUUGUUGUUGUUUUUUUUUAUACUUUGAUGAAAAUCAUUAUUUUAAAACACAUGGAAGUCACCAACUGCUAUGUUUGCUCCCUUGUGAUGCUCCGCUGCAGCCACUUUUAUCUUCGCUUUCACCUUUAUUCACCAUUAAAAUCAUGGAUGAGGCAAGAGUUGUCUGUCAAACAUUGAUGUGAAUUGCCUAAUAAUGUCUGUCUUGUUGCUUUAGAGAGGGUAAAUGAGUUCAUUUGGAUCAAUCAGAAUUACAGUUGUGGGUAUUUUAUCACUGGCCUAAUGCUUCUUGGAAAAAAAAGGUUUUGUAAAUAGCUAUAUAACAUCUUUUUUUUAACCUUAAAUGACACAUUUUAAGGUCACCCAAUCCAGUCAAACUGCUGUGGAUUAGAUUUUAACCUCUAGUCUCAACAAGCAUUAAACAAGAUGUGUUUACACAUAUGGUUUAACCAGCACACUUCUGUUUGAUCUAUGGAGACCAGAUGGACCCUGGAGAAUGCACAGAGCAAGCUUGUUGCAGGUCAAUCAAACGAUAUGGAAAACACGUCCAAGGUGGAAGCUUCUAAUGGGCACAGCAGGCCGCUGGACAUUGUACCGAGUACAGAGGAGAAGAUGACAGAAAGGGGACAAUGGGGCAACAAGGUUGAGUUUAUUCUGUCUGUGGCAGGAGAAAUUAUUGGCCUUGGGAAUGUCUGGCGUUUUCCUUACCUUUGUUAUAAGAAUGGAGGAGGUGCCUUUUUUAUACCAUACCUCAUCUUCCUGUUUGCUUGUGGGAUCCCUGUCUUCUUCCUGGAGACAGCUUUGGGUCAGUACACCAGUGAGGGAGGCAUUACCUGCUGGAGGAAAAUCUGCCCCUUGUUUGAAGGCCUGGGUUAUGGCAGCCAGGUAAUUGUUGCUCUGCUGAACAUCUACUACAUUAUUGUGUUAGCCUGGGCCGUCUUCUUUCUGUUCAACUCCUUCACCUGGGAUCUGCCCUGGGCAUCCUGCAACAACAGCUGGAACACAAAUUCCUGUAUGCCAUUUCAGAAGGGGAAUAGCUCCAUCAAUCACAAUGAGAACACCACCUCGCCUGUCAUUGAGUUCUGGGAGCGCAGAGUACUGAGAAUAUCUUCAGGUAUUGACCACAUUGGUUCUCUGAACUGGGAUCUGGCUCUGUGUCUUGCCUUUGCAUGGGUAAUCUGUUACUUCUGUGUAUGGAAGGGAGUGAAAUCCACGGGCAAGGUAGUUUACUUCACAGCUACUUUUCCGUAUGUAAUGCUCCUGGUUCUCCUGAUCAGAGGAGUAACACUGCCAGGUGCCUCCAUUGGAAUCCACUUCUACCUUUACCCCGACAUCAAUCGACUGUCUGACCCCCAAGUAUGGAUGGAUGCUGGAACUCAGAUCUUUUUCUCAUUUGCCAUCUGUCUUGGCUGCCUCACUGCCCUAGGAAGCUACAACAAAUAUAACAACAACUGCUACAGGGAUUGUGUGGCCCUCUGUUUCCUUAACAGUGGUACCAGUUUUGUUGCGGGCUUUGCCAUCUUUUCCAUCCUGGGCUUCAUGUCCUACGAGCAAAACGUUCCCAUCUCAGAAGUGGCUGAAUCUGGUCCAGGUUUAGCCUUCAUUGCCUAUCCUCGAGCUGUGACCAUGAUGCCUUUUUCCCCUCUGUGGGCCUGCUUCUUCUUCAUUAUGAUUGUAUUUCUAGGACUGGACAGCCAGUUUGUAUGUGUGGAGAGCCUGGUCACAGCCGUGGUGGAUAUGUAUCCUUCCGUCUUCCGCCGUAAAAACCGCAGGGAACUCUUCAUCCUGGCAGUAGCAAUAGUAUCCUUCUUCCUGGGCCUCAUCAUGCUGACAGAGGGAGGCAUGUAUGUCUUCCAACUCUUUGACUACUAUGCAGCCAGUGGGAUGUGCCUGCUCUUUGUAGCCAUUUUUCAAACAGUUUGCAUCGGUUGGGUUUAUGGUGCAGAUCGCUUCUAUGAUAACAUUGAGGAUAUGAUUGGCUAUCGCCCCAGCCCUGCCAUUAAAUACUGCUGGCUUUUCUUCACUCCUGCAACAUGCUUUGGAACCUUUGCCUUUGCCUUAAUCAAGUACUCACCUUUGAAGUACAACAAUGAUUAUGUGUACCCAUGGUGGGCGGAUGGGAUCGGCUGGAUCCUGGCUCUGUCCUCCAUGCUUUGCAUACCCCUCUGUAUGGCAUUCAAACUGUACAAUACCCCAGGAACACUGAGAGAACGUUUUGUUCUUCUAAGCACUCCUUCCACUGAUUUACCAAAGACAAAGCAGGAGCAGGAGGCACUCCAUACCAUCUUUGCAGCAGAUGGUGAAAGCCUCCAUCAGAAAGCACCUCCUUCUCGAGAUGGCUACUUCCCUGUUGGCGAAAAGGAGUCUCAUUGCUAGAAGUUUGAGGGUUGGAAUCGGAGUCUAUUUAGAGGUCAGAUGUCACUGUGAGGCUCUCAGUGACUGGCCCCAUCACUGUUCUCUCUGUAUUACCUCACAAGAUAAGCUGGUGAAAACAGACAUGUUUGCAGACUUUAACAGUCUGCUCACCUGCUAUUGGCUGCUGGAACCUUCUUCUUUGCAUGAUGCCUUCAGUAUACAGUGUUGUGCAAAAAUCCUGAGCUUCCCCUCAUUUCUUUAUAUUUUGCUAGCAAAAUGUGAAAUAGGUGCAGUAAUCUACUGAAACAUGCAACCAUACAUGGUAAUAGAGUAUGUGAGGCAACAAGUAACCUUUGGGAAUAGUUCUCCAGGCUUCCUGAAGGACAUUUAGAUGUUCUUUGGAUAUUGGAUAUUGUCUUUUGUUCCAUUCUCUGUUAAGAUGAUCCCACACUGCCUCAGUAAUGUUGGCUAUGGGGAGGUCAAUCCUUGACUAUUAGUGUUCCACUGUGUGUUUUUCUGUCCAGGUGCAUUUUCACUGUAUUGACAGUGUGUUUGGGAUUACUACCAAUCAGACAUUUUCUAGAUUGUAUUACAUGGUGGGUGAAAAUUUGAUGGUACUUUUUUGCUUUCAUAAUUCCAUCAUUUUUGACAAGAUUCCCAGUAUCGAUGGUUGAAAUACAGACCCAUACCAUGCUCUUUCUUUUUUGGCCACUUGUUCUGUUUCCUCAAAUUUUUUAACUACACAUUGCACACCAUUCUAAGCUAUGCCAAGUUUUCGCGUAAUAGGUUUUGUAGAAAUCACCUUGUUGGUGCAAAAAUACUCUUUCUAUGACAAUACUGUUUUUGCAACAGGCAGCUAGUAAAGUGCCUAAAGAUACAAUUUAAAGUGAGUUUUUUGCUAAGUUGUCUGUUGUGUGUAGACACAACACUGGUUAAUGCCUGGAGUUGGGCGACUUAGGUUUUUGCAAACAAUUCACAGGUCAGUGUUAAACAAGUCAUAUAUAAAAAAAACAUUCUUUCAAAAUAGUCAGGUAUAAGAAUUUGGAUGAAUGAAUGAAAAAGCAAACCAUCUUCAGAAAGCCUGGAGAUCAACCGCUUAAACAAUCAACACUCUAAAGAAAUGAUGGGGUGACUCAAGACUUUUGCACAGUACUGUACCAUAUGAUGGCAACAGCAACAUUACGCAAAGAUUUACUUCCUUUAUUUGAAAGUUGGUUGACAUCUCAUUUGCCUGUGGCAGAGUAACGUGACAAUGUAAACACUGCUGUUACACAGUGGCAAAGAAUUUACAUUUGACUGCGUCUGCUUUCUAAGGAAGCAUUUUCUUCUGUUGUGGACAUCUCUAAUGUUCAGUAAAUCUCAUUCUGGCUGCUUCAUUAAAUUUAACAGCGGUCUGCUGCAGACUGAGUGCAGGAAAGUGUCACAUGAUCGCACAGCUCACAAACCCCUCUGGGCUUAAAUUAAUCUGCUUAAUGUAUAUAGAGGAGAACCACAUUGUUUAUCCACCAAGAGUUGAGAUGUUCUCUCAGGAGUGGUUAAAAAAAGUCAUAAAAAACAUUACUACACAAGGUGUUUUAGUAACCAAUGCUUCAGGAUACAAAGACUGGUUAAAUUUCUACAAAUCAACCCACUUAAACUCUAAUGUUUGUUUACUUUUAUCUUAAUACUGUUUGUACCAUUUUAAAGGCUUCUCUGUAUAAUUUUGGUCUGCUUUGGGCGCUGCAGAUUUGUAUUGAUGUUUUGUAUUAAAUGUUUAUGUUAAAUGUUCAGAUUCUUGACAUGGAUUUAAUUUAGUCUUGUUUUAAUGUGCCUUAUGUCUAAUUCUGGGAAUGUAUGAAACUAAGAUAGAAUGUACCCAAAGCAAAGGGACAGUUGAUCCACUUAGAUUAUAUCAGAAGUGAGUUCCAAUGCAGGAGAUUCAUUCCAAAAAGAAGAAGAAGAAGAAGAAGCUUGUUAUCUCUUUCUGCUGUAUCACAAUGAACUUCAGCCUGUGUUUCUUUUUCUUUACAUGUUGAAAUGAAUAUAUGAUCACUGAUUAUGGAGCAAGAACACUUUUUGUUAUAAAA